This is a messenger RNA of Dothidotthia symphoricarpi CBS 119687, 514 nucleotides long. RefSeq lists its product as uncharacterized. The coding region runs from base 151 to 438 and encodes 95 amino acids. The record is from RefSeq and is a predicted model, not a curated record. The transcript is spliced from 3 exons. Lineage: Eukaryota; Fungi; Ascomycota; Dothideomycetes; Pleosporales; Dothidotthiaceae.
CACAGCCACUAUAAGUUACGCGCCGUUGCACACGGGAAGAGGCAGCCCCUAAGGCUCUUGGUAAUAGUCAGACGUGUCCGCGUUCAACCAUAACUCCGACUUUCAGGACCUGUCGUACUUGUCCAAGUCCUUGUACGCAUAUGUCUCUGCAUGCGAGCUGGUACACCAACUAGGGCAAACAGAGAUAACACCUGGGACUACGCGUCCCCAAAGACGAGCAUAGAUGACGACGGCGGGUACUCACGUACACGAUAUCGUUGCAGAUCAGGAUUAUGGACCACGGCCCGAAUAUCAACGAGUCCAUGCGCGCAUGCGAGUCUGAGUACGGCGACACGUCCCCGUGCAACAUGGCGAACAUGUUCACAAGCUCCAGAGCAGAUUCGCUCAAGCGGUUGGUUGGCUAUGAACCCAAUGAGGUGGUGCUUGGUGUGCCGUUGAGCGCGCUCAAAUCGAGGUCGUUGGUCCCAUACCUGAAGAGGGCGCCUUUGACCGUGUACACGAACCAGGCCGCGCU